AAUGGGUUUAAUCAGUUCAUUGUACGGAUGCUGGAGAGAUGCUUAACCCAAUCGGAUUACUUUCUUUUGUCACCAUUGGCAUGUCUUUGUACCGAAGAAAGGCACCUUUGCUUAACAAUUUUCACUUCAAAUGAAAGAUCCCCAAACUCAAAUAUUCAUGGUAUUCGAUCCCAUAUUUUGAUGCUUUCAUUGUAAGAAAAGAAUUUAUCAUUUCUCUCAUCUGAUUGAAACUUUGCUCUUUCUACUGUUUCCAUACUCAAAGCAUCCUAAUUCCAAAGCCAAAAAAUGUAUAUAGCUAAUAUAAUUUAUAAAGUUAGUGUCAAAUACUUAUUUUAAAAAUUAUACCCAUAAUUAUAUCCGAAUACAAGUAAUCUAAAGGGGUCCUUCGUCACUUUUACAUACCAAAUAUAUUUAUAGGCUUCUAUUGAUGUUCCAUUGCAUUGUUCGAAAGCAUUUCUUGUGUUUGUUGUUUUAACUGAGAGAGUUUGCAUUGCAGCAAAAAUUCACAUCAGCUAGAAGGUACUAAAGCAAUGGUGGAUUGGGCGCCCGUUCUUGUAGGCUAUAUGCUAUUCAUACUGCUGUCUCCUGGCCUUCUCUUCCAGCUUCCAGGGAACAACCGAACUGUUGAAUUUGGUAACUUCCAAACAAAUGGCAAAGCCAUUGUUAUCCACACUCUCCUCUUCUUUGGUCUCUUCACUAUCCUCAUUUUGGCCCUGGGCAUCCGCAUCUACGCUGGCUAACCUCAUUUAUUGUUUUGACAUUAUCUUCUUCUUAUUCUUUUAUAUAUAUAUAUAUAUAUAUAUAGUUUGAUUGUGUUUCAAUUCAUUGUUCGAGUUCGUUUAUCUUUUGAACUUAGCCGAAACAAAACUACAAAUUAUGUUGUUUUUUUGGUUUUUUUUUUUUGUUCAUUUUGUAAAAGUUGUUAUUUCUAGUAAUCGAAAUUUAUACGUUAUUCAUUUAAAA
Molecule: messenger RNA, 963 nt
Organism: Gossypium arboreum
Lineage: Eukaryota; Viridiplantae; Streptophyta; Magnoliopsida; Malvales; Malvaceae
Exons: 1
Coding region: 531-740 (69 amino acids)
Source: RefSeq, a predicted model, not a curated record